GUCCGUCCGCUUCUCGCACCCAUAAACACCCAGGAGUAAAGAUAAGGGAGGGUGGGGGGGACACAGAGUAAAAAUAAACCCCGUUUGUCACAGCGGUGGCCUCAUUUCCUGCGCGCUUUUCUGGGCCGUCACAAGGAGCGGUCCUCUGGGCUUCAGCAGCCGGGCUCAAUCGCAACGUGUCUGUGGAGAGUGUCACCGCAGUCGGGGCUGUGUGUUUAUGUGAAGCAGGCUGCUUUAAUGGGGCUGCCGUCAGCCCGUCUCUCCGCCUCUGGACAGAUGAUCGCCGUGAUUCACGCCUGAAUUUAGACCCUCUAAAGACGCCUCUGUGGAUAUGGAAUGGUGCAUGCCGCUGGGCCAAGUUUUCAGCCUCUGAAAAACCCCGGAAUCAUGGACAGUCACCCGCUGUGCACCAGACUUUGUCCGCACUCUCUGGACAAAGAAGACGGAGUCGAGAGGCAGGGUCCCGUCACCCUGAACCCUCGGCACAUGAGGAAGGCGUUCAAAGUCAUGAACGAACUGCGCAGCCAGAGCCUUUUGUGUGACGUGACCAUAGUGGCGGAGGAUGUGGAGAUCGCCGCUCACAGAGUGGUCCUGGCCGCUGGAAGCCCGUACUUCCAUGCAAUGUUCACGGGGGAGAUGGCAGAGAGCAGGGCGAAACGAGUGAGGAUAAAGGAGAUGGAUGGCUGGACUCUGGGCCUGCUGGUAGACUACAUCUACACAGCAGAGAUACAGGUCACAGAGGACAAUGUGCAGGCGCUGUUGCCUGCAGCAGGACUGCUUCAGCUGAAUGAGGUGAAAAAGGCUUGUUGUGAGUUCCUGAGCUCUCAGCUUCAUCCGUCCAACUGUCUGGGAAUACGAGCCUUCGCUGACCUGCACGCUUGCUCCCAGCUCCUCGCGCAGGCGAACAGCUAUGCAGAGCAACAUUUUACCGAGGUGGUUGGGAGCGAGGAGUUCCUCAAUUUGGGCAUGGAGCAAGUGUCCAGCCUCAUCGCCAGUGACAAGCUCACGAUUCCCACAGAGGAGAAGGUUUUUGAAGCGGUGAUAGCUUGGGUCAACCACGACAAAGAUGUCCGCCAGGAACACUUGGCUCACCUGAUGGAACACGUCCGCCUGCCGCUUCUCUCCAGAGAAUACUUGGUGCAGCGGGUGGAGGAAGAGUCUCUUAUUAAGAAUAGCAGUGCAUGUAAAGACUACCUGAUCGAGGCCAUGAAGUACCACCUGCUGCCAGCUGACCAGAGAGCUCUAAUGAAGACGGCGCGCACGCGCAUGAGGACUCCAGCCUGCUGUCCCAAGGUUAUGGUGGUGGUCGGGGGUCAGGCCCCCAAGGCUAUCCGGAGCGUUGAAUGUUACGACUUUGAGGAGCAGCGGUGGUACCAAGUGGCUGAACUCCCAACAAGGAGGUGUAGAGCAGGUGUGGUGUAUGUCGGUGGUUGCGUCUACGCUGUCGGCGGGUUCAAUGGGUCUUUACGUGUGCGCACGGUCGACUGCUACGACCCGAUGAUGGACCGCUGGACGAGUGUGAGCAGUAUGCAGGACCGCCGGUCAACGCUCGGAGCUGCUGUUCUCAAUGGGCUCCUGUACGCUGUGGGAGGGUUCGACGGCAGCACAGGUCUGUCUACAAUUGAGGCAUACAACGCUAAGACAGACGAGUGGUUCCAUGUGUUACCCAUGAGCACCCGACGCAGCAGUGUGGGAGUGGGUGUUGUCAAUGGGAUCCUGUAUGCUGUCGGAGGUUAUGACGGAGCCACCAGGCAAUGUUUAAGUACGGUAGAAGCUUACAACCCUAAAAGCAACGCUUGGAGCUACAUUGCAGAGAUGGGCACUAGGCGCAGCGGAGCAGGGGUGGGUGUUUUAAAAGGUUUACUGUACGCUGUGGGGGGGCACGACGGCCCGUUGGUGAGGAAAAGCUGUGAAGUUUAUGAUCCAGCCUCCAACAGCUGGCGACAAGUAGCUGACAUGAACAUGUGUCGACGCAACGCAGGUGUGUGCGCUGUAAAUAACUUACUGUAUGUGGUGGGAGGAGAUGACGGCAGCUGCAAUUUGGCCUCGGUGGAGUUCUACAAUCCAAACUCUGACAAGUGGACGCUACUGCCGACCUGCAUGAGCACGGGACGCAGUUAUGCAGGUGUGACUGUGAUCGACAAGCCCUUAUGACUGCUCUUGACACCUGCCGCUGAUUCGGAGCAGAGUGUGUUCUGCUGAAUACUGAUCUUGGAUCUGUCUACGAUGCCAAUGCUUCAGUGUUGGGCAGCAUUAGCACAGGCACUGACGAAGAUGAAGAUGAUGACAAGAUUGUUGUUGUUGGGGAUGAUGUUGAUGAAGAUUUUUGCACUUACCUGAAUGGGGGAGCUGUAACAAAGCAGAGGAUCAAACCUGUGUUGUAAGCCCCUUUUGGCAGGACUGCAGCAGCGACUGGACAAACCAGUCUGAAGCACCACUGUGCCACAGCAGUGCCACUGAAACGCUACUGAUUUGAAGCUACUACAACUGCAAAGUUACUUUAACGUUAGUAAUGUUGACAUGAACCAGCUCUGAGGGAGACCACUGGUCGAUUCUAUGGGAGAGGAAGGCCCGCAAGGACCGCUUAGGACAGACAUUUGUUCACCUUCGUUUAAAUCCCCCUGAGAAGUGUAUUUGCGUGUGUGUGCUAGCGUACAAAGGUGCUUGCACAUGUGAGGAUGUGUGUGUUUGUGCGCAUCUGCGUGCGGUGACGCCAGGUCCAACGCCGCACGGAUGCACUGUCUGACCUCUGACCUUUUACAGUGUUGCAGUGUGGCUGGUUGAGAGUGCCUGAGUGUCAAAGUACACCCCGCUUCCCUCCUCCUCCUCCUCCUCCUCCUCCUCCUCCUCCUCCUCUUCGUCCUCCUCCUCCUCCUUCUUCUUCUUCUACUUCUUCUAUGUUAAGCCUUGAGUACUGUUAAUCGAUGGAGCACAGCUGGACUCGCUGUUCUGGGAUAAAUCAAACACAUUUUGACCCGGGAGUGUUGUGACACUUGCAUUAGCCCGCGUUAAUUCACGACGGCGCCGUGAGAAGCAGUUGAAGGAACCCUGAUCGUGUGCAUUAACUCUGGAGACUUUCAGCGGAAGACGUCCGAUCAAGGAGAAGACUCAUUGACGUUGGCAGCCAGAUGUGGAAGCUGUUUGAGAUAGAAAACGGUUGGAUGUAUCAGUGCUUUACUGUCACCUGGCAGCCAUAUUUACCGUGGUUGUAGCCACUAAUGACAACAGCAGCCUGAGCUCACUGCAUGGUCCCCUGUCUCUAACCUGCCGUCCCUCCCUGCACACCCUGACGUACUAUGAAUGUGCCAAUUAAUAUGUCUCUUCGUUUUUCCGUCUCUCUUUAUUGCUCUACUAAUCUGUUUUCUCUUUCUGGAAAGUGACCAAACUUACUCUUGAUUUCCUUUUUCCUUCAGUCUCUUUCUCUUGCUUCUCCUGCUAUAUUGAAACUCGCUAUAAUAGUAACUGGUAUCGCUGUUUCUUGUCAGUGUAUUGAGGAAUGUUGCGUAGGCUAAUGACUUUGAAAAUGUUUAAUUACUUGUUUUAUAUUAUCAUUAAUAAAUAUGCUUCUUGUAUUUAAAGCUGUGAAAUGAUAUUACCCAUUUUUAAAACUUUGCCAAAUCAGUAAAACAUUGAAAUGGAAA
This is a messenger RNA of Mugil cephalus (flathead mullet), 3641 nucleotides long. It is a transcript of the gene klhl2, whose product is annotated as kelch-like family member 2. Lineage: Eukaryota; Metazoa; Chordata; Actinopteri; Mugiliformes; Mugilidae. The record is from RefSeq and is a predicted model, not a curated record. Gene Ontology annotation, molecular function: protein binding. Bases 337 to 2154 code for a protein of 605 amino acids. The transcript has 15 exons.